CUAAAGGACACAAAUACCUCUUUUUCAGCGGGAGAAAAGAUCGGGGUGUGCGACGUUUCGCCGCGAGCCCCCAGCUUCCCUUACCUUGCCGGUCAUGUUUGUUUGUUCGCGGGAGGAUCGCCAGAAGACUGAUGUCUCGGGCUCCCUCGAUGUGUCCUCCACAUCUAUCCUUUGGUCGCACUCGGUGCGACCCACCGAUGAUCGUUGCGACGUCAGGAGGCGUCGGAGCCGACAUUGUACCAAUGUACGUGGCGUUUAUGUUUCUUCAUAUCGUCGCCGCGAUCGCGCGACAUGUUACACGCGACUUGGAUGUCAAUAUGCCGAAGAAGACACGUCGAAAUGGCUCGAGGUCGCUCGACGAAAUCGCAAGGAGAAUGCCCUCGAAUGACAUUCAUUCUCUUUCUCCUCAGCUUCCUAACACUCGACGGAUCUACGCAAUGAUUGCGAUAUUGCGUUUGAAAAAAUUGGUAAAGGGGAUAUUGUCGGCGAAAUUUGGUCUCUCAUCAGGGAACGGAGAAAAUCCCGUUUACAAUCGAUACUCGAAGAAGAAGACGAAUGAUGAGCGGUGCAUUGCCUAACGCAGCUCACGCGGGUGAGCGAUUGAUCGC
Molecule: messenger RNA, 608 nt
Organism: Odontomachus brunneus
Lineage: Eukaryota; Metazoa; Arthropoda; Insecta; Hymenoptera; Formicidae
Exons: 3
Coding region: 132-578 (148 amino acids)
Source: RefSeq, a predicted model, not a curated record